This is a messenger RNA of Acipenser ruthenus (sterlet), 2388 nucleotides long. RefSeq names its product taspase, threonine aspartase, 1 (gene tasp1). The record is from RefSeq and is a predicted model, not a curated record. The transcript is spliced from 15 exons. Lineage: Eukaryota; Metazoa; Chordata; Actinopteri; Acipenseriformes; Acipenseridae. The coding region runs from base 273 to 1571 and encodes 432 amino acids. Gene Ontology annotation, molecular function: threonine-type endopeptidase activity. Gene Ontology annotation, biological process: protein maturation.
UGCAGCCGCCCGUCUAGCAUCACGUGGUUUUGCCCUGAACCCGGAAGUAUUAAACGCAUUAUGGUUAUCAAGUUAAGAGUGAAAAUAUAAAAUAUUCAGACGCGCUGUAAAUCUCUCAAGGACCUGCAUUUAGUAACACAGACUUACCAGUCUUUAUAUUUUGGUCGGCUAUGAUUGGUUCUGAUAUAUGGCUCAUUUGACGUUUACAUCCUGAUCGAAAAAUGACAUACCUUGGAUUAGAAAGGUCAUGAUGUUCGAAUGUGGUUCUGGUCAUGGAGAAAAGAAUCGAUGCACCAGAAGUGCAACAACCUCCCCCUUUUCAGAGUGUCGCUGCUAGCGCUGAGGACAAAGAAUGUGAAACGGAUACAGCCAAAAAUGGGAAAGCAGUGGGAUUCGUGCUGGUACAUGCAGGGGCUGGUUACCACUCUGAAUCCAAAGCAAAGGAAUACAAACACGCCUGUAAGAGAGCUUGUCAAAAGGCAAUUGAAAAACUGAAGUCUGGUGCACUUGCUAUCGAUGCAGUAACAGCAGCACUUGUAGAGCUGGAGGAUUCUCCUUUUACCAAUGCAGGGAUGGGCUCCAAUUUAAACCUUUCAGGGGAGAUUGAAUGCGAUGCCAGCAUUAUGGAAGGGAAGUCCUUACAUUUUGGAGCUGUCGGCGCCCUUGGUGGAAUAAAGAAUCCAGUCUUGGUUGCAAACAGACUAUUGAGUGAAGCCCAGAAAGGGAAACUGUCAGCUGGCAGAAUUCCUCCUUGCUUUUUAGUUGGAAGAGGAGCACAUCAGUGGGCGCUAGACCAUGGAAUACCACCAUGUCCUUCUGACAAAAUGGCUACAAAGUUUAGUUUAUCAGCAUAUAAGAGGAACAAACGGAAGAUGGAGCUGGCAGAGAAGGUGGAAACAGAGUUUAUUCAGACAAAGAGAAGAAGACAAUCAAGUGAAAACAGAGCUUCAGAGACGCACACAGGUUUUCCAGGAGAACAGGAGAAAAAAAAAGAAAAUGACUCAGGUUCUUUGGAUACUGUUGGGGCAAUAGUCAUUGAUCAUGAAGGGAAUGUGGCAGCUGCUGUUUCCAGUGGGGGCUUAGCAAUGAAGCAUCCAGGAAGAAUUGGUCAGGCGGCUCAUUAUGGAUGCGGUUGCUGGGCUGAAAAUUCAGGGAACCUGAAUCCGUAUUCCACAGCUGUGAGUACUUCAGGUUGUGGAGAGCACCUUGUUCGAACCAUGUUAGCCAGAGAAUGUUCAAUUGCCUUGCAGUCUGAAGAUGCUCACCAUGCCUUGCUGGAGACUAUGCAAAAUAAGUUUAUCAGCUCACCCUUCUUAGCCAGUGAAGACUGUGUUCUUGGUGGUGUGAUAGUUCUUCGAUGCUGCCGAUGCACUGUGGAAUCACAGGAUAUUCAAGCCUUCUUAGUGGAAUUCCUGUGGAGCCAUACGACAGAGAGCAUGUGUGUUGGGUACAUGUCGGCUCAAGAUGGGAAAGCCAAGACUCACAUUUCAAGACUUCCUCCUGGAGCUGUCGCGGGGCAGUCGCUUGCCAUUGAGGGAGGGGUGUGCAGGCUGGGGAGCCCCAUAAACUGAACUCAGCAGACUGGUGUAAGAGCAAUAUGUGCGGUCGCCAUGUGCCGGCACGCUAAUAAGCUUUAGUGUUUUUAACAGGUGUCUUGGAGUUGUAAAUAUUCUGAUCUUUAGUGCACUAUGACUUAAUAUGCUGCUGUACACUAAAACCCUUGUUGUAUGCUGCUUUUUGUUUGGGUAGAAAAUAAAGCAACUCUCGCCUCUAGUUUACAUGAAGGUAAACCUGGUGUUUCACACAGGAGCUUCUUUUUUGUGUGUAAGCACUGUAUUUGCCAUAUGAUCUAUGAUAGUGUAAUAGCGUGGGUUCUCGCUGUUCCUUUUUUAUUUGCUUAAUAUUUUUAUUUACUUUUGAAUCUGUUACUAAAACGUUAUGAUAGAGAGAUAACAUUCUGACGAUGUCCAAACCUGGCAAAAAAGUAUAAAUGGGUACAUGAUGUUAUUUUUCUUUUAGAAUGUAUGUUAUUUGGACUUUUGUAUGACUGUCAGGAGGAAAUAUUCUGUUCUGUCAUUUAAAAAAGAUUGUAAAAUGUUUUAUUCGAUAUGAUUGUUAUUAGGUACACCUUAUAUUGUGUUUAAUUAAUCCUAAUCUAAAACUUAAUUUCAUAUUUUCAUUGUAUGCAUAACUCAUUCUGACCAUCCUGUAAACAUAGGCAUCCUUCAAAUAAUUAUUCAACAAGGUUUAGCCAUCUUAAUUCAUUAAUAAUGUAUGAGCAUGUCAAUAAAUGUAUUGAACUGCAUUGCACUGACAGAUAUGCUAAUGAUUUAUAAAUGUGUCCCUAAUAUAUUUCUACUCUGAUGCAUUAUGAGCAUCAGCAAUUUA